Molecule: messenger RNA, 543 nt
Organism: Pneumocystis carinii B80
Lineage: Eukaryota; Fungi; Ascomycota; Pneumocystomycetes; Pneumocystales; Pneumocystaceae
Exons: 4
Coding region: 1-543 (180 amino acids)
Biological process (GO): endoplasmic reticulum to Golgi vesicle-mediated transport
Cellular component (GO): TRAPP complex; cytoplasm; nucleus
Source: RefSeq, a predicted model, not a curated record
AUGAAACCACAAAUUGUUAGUAUUGCAGUAAUUGGAAAACAGAAUAAUCCUCUUUAUUUGAAGGUUUUUUCUGAAAAAAAAACGGAAUUAAUAUAUCAUUUUAUGAUUCACAGUACAUGUGAUGAAUUGGAAGGGAAAUUGCAUAAUUUAUUAUUAUCAGAAUUUGAAGAAGAUGGUAAAAAAUUGCAGCAAAUUUCGUCAGAAAGUAGCUCAAAUGCAAAAUUAAAUGAACGUUCUCAAACAUCAGUUAAUGUUAAAACAGAAUGUUCAGAUACAUAUCUUGGGCUUUUACAUAUGCAUGAGACAUCGGCUGUUUAUGGAUCUGUUACUAAUACAAAGAUCAAAUUUAUAGUGGUGUUAGAUAUGUCAGAAAUGAUUAUUACAGAUGCGGAUAUGAAAUCGCUUUUCAAAGAAAUCCAUUCUGCAUAUAUUGUUCAAGUUUGUAAUCCGUUUUAUUCUUUAGAUGAUAAGACGCCUAUACAAAGUCGACGGUUUGAUAAAAUGAUUCAACAAAUUGUAGAAUCAUGGACAUCUGGUGCAUGA